Messenger RNA from Fopius arisanus, 5133 nucleotides. It is a transcript of the gene qin, whose product is annotated as qin. The transcript is spliced from 7 exons. Bases 54 to 5111 code for a protein of 1685 amino acids. NCBI's taxonomy places the organism in Eukaryota, Metazoa, Arthropoda, Insecta, Hymenoptera, Braconidae. The record is from RefSeq and is a predicted model, not a curated record. Gene Ontology annotation, molecular function: zinc ion binding.
CAUUCAGUCAACAUCAGUCUCGAUAUUAAUGAAGUGAAUUUGGUAUUUAGACCAUGUCGAUUGUACAGAAAAAACCGAGGAGAACAAUCGUGAAUCGACAAGCCUUCCACGACCAUGAGCACGGCUGCAUCGACGUCAAGAUAAAGAAUAUUUGUUGCAUCUUCUGUAAAAGAACGUUCGCUAUCAGAGACUAUGAAUUGGGAAAGCGUGUGAUGCCCUUGACUCGAUCAUGUGGUCACGCAAUUUGCGAUACGUGCUCGAAAGUGCGAACCCACGAGGCCUGUGUCAUCUGCAAAGAUACACCACCAGAAGUUGCCAGCAAUCAAAUAGCUGAACCACCGCUCAAUGUUUACGCUAUGGGGCUGUUGAAUAUCCACAGAUCGAAACCGAGAUACAGUAACGAGCCUAGGAUGAAUUUCGAGAAGUCACUUAGGACAAAGGCACAGCAAACUAUUGUUGCUGAACGCUGUCAUGAGUGUGGGGAAGUUGCAAUGGUCAAAUGUGUACAGUGCAAACACAUAUACUGCAAGAGCUGUUUCGGCAAGGUGCACGUCUUCAAAACGAAUAAAGACCACACAAUGGCGUCACUGGAUGCAGGACUGGCUGGUUUAGUAGUUCUUCCAAUUUUCUGUGACGAACACAAAGACCAAAAGUUCAAGCUCUGGUGUGAAAACUGUGAAGAGCCUUCGUGUCAAGAGUGUGGCUUUGAAAUUCAUCGUGCCCAUACUGUUGUAAAACUCAAGGAAAAGAAUCGACAGCUGCUGGAGGAGUUCAAGGAGGCGUACAAAAACGUGGCAGAGACGUUCCUCUACACCAGGAAUUCCAGAAGGAGACUUGGUGAGUCCCUCGAGGUACCACUGGAGACGGAGAGCAUCGCCAACGUCGAGGCCCAGAUAAAUCAACAUUUUUUGCAUCUACAUGGUGUCCUUCAGAAUAUCGAAGGGAAAAUUAUUGAAUCUGUUAGGGCUCAGAGUCAUCUCCAGGAGAGAAACCUGCAGGAGAUUGAUAUGCAACUCAAAGAGACGGAGAAAGAUCUGGAGGCUGGAAUUUUGGUGGCGACUUCUGUAAAGCAGCAUUUUGAUAGUGUACAUCUCGCCGAUGUAAUAGAAAAACUCGUCGCCCUUGCUGAGAGCCCGUGCUACUUGGCGCAAAAUCCACUAAAAUCCAACAUCAACAUUCAAUUCCACUCGAAACUGGUGGACAUUGUCCCCUGCCUGGAGAAACACUGCAGACUGGAUAUGGAGGCAAUACCACUGUCAGCUCAGCUGCUGCCUAGAUCUCACCUGCCAGUUGACAAUCUUCCAGACCUGUCAAAUGAGGCCUCAAACAUUCCAGAUCUCUUCCUGAACAGUGAUUUCGCCCAGACAAUUGCCUCACAGUCUGCCAUGUCCCUAUCCUCCCUGGAAUCCUCCAGCACACCUCCCACAACCGAGACCCUCCUCGCCCCGACCCUCCCCCAGGAUACUACCUCCAGAAAAACUUACUACGACGUCUACGUCACCCACAUAGAAUCCCCCUCGCAUUUCUUCAUUCGCCAUGCCUCGAGGAACGUUCACUGGGCGACAGUCCAGGAGAAGCUCAAGAAUUACGAGCACGCUGAGAUACCUGAGGAGAUUAAAAUCAGAAAAGUCUACGCUAUAAAUACUGGUGAUUGCUGGCAAAGGGCUUCCAUCAUCGGCAGUAUUUCCGAUGAAGAGAAAAACAUCAAGACUUAUGAUGUGCAGUUCAUUGACACUGGUGCACAGAUGAAGGGAAUUAUCAAAGAGAAUAUCAGAGAGCUCGAGGGGUCGCUGAUCGAGAUCGAGCAACUCGCUGAGAAACACUCCCUCUACGACAUCAAGCCCAAAGGUAAGACAACCUGGGAUCCAGCAGCUCGUGAAGCCAUGCUCGAAGUUGUUAAAUACGCUGACGGCUCAACACUCAUCAUGAGACAGUACGAGGACAGUGAUGAUGGUAUCGACAUCCUCUGUCCCAACAAAAAGAAAUGGUACUCACAGUCCAUCAGGGAUCAUCUGGUUUUUCUCGAUCUCGGGGUUUACGAGAAUCACAAGAAGCUGUACAGCAUCAAUCCUCAGUCGAUUGCUAUGCUCCAUAACGAUGGGUUUGAGCUUGAUAUUAUUACAUUCGUUACACUCACUGAGGCCUGCGAUCCUGAUGCCAAUCCCAAUUGUAUGUAUGUGAGAAAGGCCAGUUACACUGACUCCACGUUCGCGAAGAUGAUGAAUGAUCUCCAGAGGGACUAUGACAGGAAUAAACAUACAAGGGGAAAAGUUUAUACACCAGAGAUUGGUCUCAUCUGUGCGGCACGUUCCUCUGCGAGGAAGUGGUAUCGCGCUGUAAUAGUAGAUACCCCGGGUAGACAGCAGGUCGAAGUCUUCUACGUGGACUUUGGAUUUAAGGAUAUUAUCGAGUACAAGUAUUUGCGUCAGUUGGACACGGAAUUCAUGAAGGCAGCCACUCGAGCGAUUAAAGUAUCUCUGAAAGAUGUGGUCCCUGUGAAUGGCAAGUGGUCCCCCGAGGCAAUGGUACACUUACGAGGAUGGAUGCAGGAGUACGUCAAGCUCAUCGCCUACGGGAAGACCGAUGAUUGCUGGUUAGUGUCACUGAUCGAUGUUCAGAACAACGAGAAUCUGAACGCUCGACUGGUUACGAUGGGUUUCGCCGAGAGUACAGGGCCGGCAUCGAGACCUCGGCCUCUCAAGAGAAUUCCUGAGCUGCUUUGUUCUCCAGAGUCAACGAUGAUGAAGCAAAGACGACAGAAGAGCAAAUGGAAGAAGCUGAAGAAGCGGCAGGAGAGCUCGUCAGAGGCUUCAACGAAAGACGCUCCCAUGAUCAAGGACAUCAAGGAGGACGAUCCCUGGAAGGUGCAUGUAAAACCCCUGAGGGUCGUCUCUCCAGACGAGAUCUACGUAUCACCUUAUGAUAUCGAGGCCUCGAAACGAUACACAGAGAUGAAUAAAAUUCUGCAAAAGACGUACAGAACCUGCAAGGCAAGUAAAGAUCGUGCCUGGUCAGUAGGAAAUGUAUGUGUGAUCAGCCUGAAGACCUCGAAUGUCUACAGGAGGGCUCAGAUCAUGGAGAUCAGAUCUCCAGAGGAGGUUUCUGUGUAUCUUCUCGAUGUGGGUGAAACCCUCGUCAUUCAUCUCCAGGACAUUCAGCCCCUCUUCGAAAAAUUCAACGAUUUUCCAGCUAAUGUUUUCAGGGUGAAAUUGGGCGGCAUUUAUCCACCUGGGGGCUCGACCCACUGGCCUACAUCGUCGUGCAGCAAACUCGCAGAAAUUGUUGAAGAGAAUCAGGGCUCGAGAUUUUUCAUAUCCAAGAUCUCUGAGGAUGAGGGGCCUAUGGUCGUUGAUUUUUUCGUGGAGGAGAUCAAGUCCGUUGGUGCUCUGGAUCCAGCUGUCAGGGAGAUAAAUCUUAUCAAUUGGAAGCUGGUGGAUGCUGGGCUUGCACUGCCCAUCAGAAACUUCAGUGGCACAAAAGUGAAGAUUUUGGGGGUUGACGUGGAGAAGGAACUCGUCAUCGGGGACAAGAAUCCUGUUGUCGAGGAGGGAUCUGAUGGAAAGGAGACGAGUGACAACGACACCGAUGAUUCAGGAACAAUCCGGGAUUAUGAGUCUGAUACGUCUGAUGUACCUGUAGAAGAGCCCAAUAUUUACUGUGUUCAACUCAAGGAGGGGCUGCCAUCGUGGCUGCCUCCUGAAAAAAUCUCUGAGGAUCAGUUCACGGGGCUGGGGCAGUUCGUCGACUGGCAGGCGUUCGUUUAUCUCCAGACACCAGAGCAGGAUCUCAAACUCAAGGAGAUCAAUAAAAUCAUGCAGGAAUUUUACUCUCAGGAUGGAGACGUUACUACGAUAGACGACUGGAGUAAUGGGGAUCUCUGCAUUGCCCAAAUGCAUCAGUUCAAGACGUGGCACAGGGCCCAGAUCAGGGGCAAGAAGAACAAUCACUGUGUCGUGUGUUUCAUUGAUUAUGGAAAUAUCGAGUGGGUGCAGCCCAAAUAUCUUCGAAAGAAACUCAUGUUCGAAGAUGUCCCCACGCUUAUUCACAAGUGCAAAAUUUCCAAGAUGAGACCUACUCAUGCUUAUCAGCAGUGGACCAAACUCGACCUUGAUAGACUCCACCUUAUCCUUGUGGACAGGAAGUGGAGGGUCAAUAUCGUUGACAAGCUGCCUCAGUACUUGGAAGUCGUCGUGGCUCAUCCAUCUUGGCCCUAUGACAAUGUCGUCGACAUCAUGAGGAAAUUAUAUGGCAUAGAAGUGACUAAUAAUGAUAGCUCUGAUAGUAGUGAGCUGGGUGUUGUCAUUGAAGAGGAACACGCUGAAAAUGAUAAUGGAGAAAUGCUGAUGUCUGAGAUUGAUCUUGAUGCUCAGUAUCUGUCUGACAGUCCUGAGGAUGCCUCUAUCUCCUACGAUGAAGCUGUCAGUGCGUACCACGAAAAAGUCGUCAGGGAUAUGUUCGAUAAUUGCGUUGAGAUUUAUCCAAGUAUCACUUUGCCGGAUGGGGUACCGAUGUUCUACGGUGCCCUGGGGGAGGUCUCCUCGGAGAGGGCCACCACUGUAUGGGUCCAUCCAGCGGCAACACCUGGCUGUGAAUUUCUCACAGUAAUUGCCCAGAUAUAUAACAAAUUGAUGAAGGAGAUAGAGAAGGAGGCCGAGCACCAGCCACUCCUGGAGGGAAUCGAGCCUGGAGUGCCGUGUUGUGCUAUCUACGAAGCAGAUUCCACCUGGUACAGGGGGAGAGUUCUGUCAAUCAUGAAUGAUGGGGAAAGCACUUUCGUUCAGGUCGUCUUUGUCGAUUGGGGAAAUUCUGAGUGGCUCAAACCCACUGAUUUGAGAGUACCCAAGGAUGAGUGGCUCAGGGUACCUGCAACUGUUAUCAAAUGCUAUUUACAUGAGCUCAGGGUCGGUGAGAACAACUCCAUGGCCAGGAAAUGGCUCAAGAAAUUUGCCACCUCCAAGGAUCAUCCUCUCACGAUCACUGUUGAGGCUAGAAUUGAGGCGGAACUCAGUGUUAAAAUUUUUGUAGACACAGAAUGCGAGAAGUUGUUAUAUCAAUCCCUUCUGGACAACGGUAUGCUCAAAAAGGAUCCGAAGAAGAUCCUCGAGGAGUAGCUCCCUCAGAUCCUCCGGGAGA